Parascedosporium putredinis is the source of this 2535-nucleotide messenger RNA. The record is from the annotation of a GenBank genome assembly. Lineage: Eukaryota; Fungi; Ascomycota; Sordariomycetes; Microascales; Microascaceae.
AUGGCCCUGAGGCUGGGCGUAAAAGGGGCUAUCGACCUAGAGGCUCUAUCGCCUAGGGACGCGAACGCCCAGAGGAUGCCGAACAAGGUGGCGGAUAUCAAGGUCAAGGCGGCUCAGUUCAAGGCGGCUAAGGAAAAGGAGCACCCUCCUCCACCUCCUUCCCAAGUUGCUGAGCCUGCUUCUGCAAGCAACCCCAAGGGCUCGAUAUACCAGGUUGGAAAACUUCUUGGCAAGGGCGGAUUUGCCAUUUGCUACCAUGGUCAGCUUGAGGGCACCAAGCAGAGGUAUGCCCUCAAGAUUGUGAAGAGCAAGAUGCCUCCCAAGAUGGAGCAAAAGUUUCAAACCGAGCUUCAAAUCCACUCCAAGAUGAAGCAUAAGAAUAUUGUCCAGUUCCUCCGCGCCUUUACUUUCGAACAAUCCACAUACCUCGUCCUCGAGCUCUGCCCCAACGGCUCGCUGAUGGAUCUCGUGAAGAGGCGGAAAGGCCUGACUGAACCCGAGGUCCGAUUUUACGCCGUGCAAGUCGCCGGCGCCAUCAAGUACAUGCACGGCAAGGGCAUCAUUCACCGCGACUUGAAGAUGGGCAACAUCUUCUUGGACUCUCGCAUGAACGCAAAGGUGGGCGAUUUCGGUCUCGCCGCCUUGGUGGUGACGGGUCGUGAUAUGCAGACGAUUCGCCGCACCACCCUGUGUGGAACGCCCAACUAUAUUGCCCCCGAGAUUCUGGAGAAGGGGAAAAAGGGCCACGACCACUCGGUUUGCUAUGCUUACGUCCAGACCCCCUUCCAAUCAUCGACCACAGACGAGAUUUAUCGUCGUGCCCGCGAGAGGGAUUACGACUGGCCUGACCCGGAAACCACCCAAAAGUUCAUUAGCGGCGAGGCCAAGGACUUGGUGGCUAGUAUGCUCGAGAGUCCCGAGUCUCGACCCGAUCCCGAUUCCAUCGUCCAGCACCCCUGGUUCCGCGUCGGCUAUAUGCCCAUCCCCGCCGACAUGACACCCAAGCUCCGCGAGCUUCCGCCUGAGCGAUCUGAGUUCUACCUUGAGGAACUGACGGAAAAGCAAUACGCCGAAUCUCUCGAGAAUCUCAAGAACCUGUCGACCGAGUGCAUGGUGGGGCCCUAUGCACCCUCCCAGAUCGUCCACUCGCAAGUUUGGAAAGAAAUGGCGGCGGAGGAGAAGGCUUGCCUAACCCCCAUGAUCCCCUCGCCGAGGACGUCGUCCGCCUCCUCCACGUCGUCCGCUCCUCGACGCAAACUAAUUGCCGAAAAUGCGCAGCAGCUUCUACAAACUGCUCAGGAGGCGAUUCCCAGUCUGCGCUCACUCCCUCGAAGGGAACGCCAGCAGACCGCCGACCCCCUUGCCUUGCCUUCGCGCAGCCAGACCUUGCGGAAGACAGAAUCCGACCCUAUCACAAGAACUGGCGGAGCCGGCCAUUCCCGCACCGAUUCUUCUGCGUCCGGAAGUCGGCAGGGCGGGACCCGUGAGGCUAACUCUGCGCCCGCUACGGUCCGGUUACACCCCACUCCCGUCGUCAAGUCGUCCCUCUUUAGUUCCCGAGAGCGAACGCUCAAUGUUGAAGGCACCCAGCCCGAUGUGAUCCUGGGCCGUCUACAGCGCCUGCAGGCGGAGCUAGAGCGUGCCCUGAAUGCACGCACCAUGGCCAUUAUAACUUCCAAGACGGUGGCGCCCCUCACCCUCAGGUGGUGCAUCGGCUGCGUGCUCCGUGAGAUUGCGACACCCGAGGGAAGCAAAGCUGUUCUCCUCCCGCCUGCAUGCAUGCUCAUCCAGGAUUCGGAAAGGCAUGUGCAGCUCCGCCAGGACGAACGAUAUGCGGACAGACACCAGCCGCUUGCCAUGUCGCCCGAGCAGUUCCGCGUCGCGGUCGGCGAAGACGGCGUACCUGCGAAGCUUGGGCCCGGCUCAGACGCAUACCAGUACAGGAAACGAGAGAGAAUCAUCCUCUGGAAGAAGUUUGCUAACUACAUGAUUGCUUACGGGAGGGAUGAUGGCGUUGCCAGCGAUGAAUCUCCAGCCAGCGCGCCGCCUGCUGGCCAAGAGCAGGUGGACCCAGCCCAAGUUGUCAUUUUCUACCAGAGAUUCGGCGACGUUGGCUGCUGGGUCUUUGCGAUGGUCACCUCCACUCGCAGCUACCGGCACGCUGACGCCCAGUGCGCUCGACGAGCGGGGGUGCUUUCAUACCCGCUACAGACACUGCUCAACUUCCAGACGAAGCCCACAGCAGCGCGUUCGACGCGGUCCGCCACCACUUCGACCAGACGGCGCCCGGAGAUUGCCCCCGAGCUUCAAGGCAUCCCCGCGGCCAAUGACUUCCGGCGCAAGGUGGACUUCAUUAAACGCGUAGUCAAAGAGUGGGUUGGCAACGGUGGGCUGGGCAACAGUUCCAUGAGUCGCGAGGGCAGGCUUCGGUGGACGGGUUAUCGCGAGACGGUCAACGUUCCCAUCCCGCAAAAGCACGUGUGGGUCACGGAGGAAGAAGGCGUCCUCGAGGGGGACGGCAGUGACGGGGUGUAA